Molecule: messenger RNA, 2302 nt
Organism: Lepus europaeus (European hare)
Lineage: Eukaryota; Metazoa; Chordata; Mammalia; Lagomorpha; Leporidae
Gene: ZNF410
Product: zinc finger protein 410
Exons: 11
Coding region: 59-1477 (472 amino acids)
Biological process (GO): regulation of transcription by RNA polymerase II
Cellular component (GO): nucleus; transcription regulator complex; PcG protein complex
Molecular function (GO): DNA-binding transcription factor activity, RNA polymerase II-specific; RNA polymerase II cis-regulatory region sequence-specific DNA binding; transcription coregulator activity
Source: RefSeq, a predicted model, not a curated record
UGACUGAAUAAAUUUGUACUUGUCCCCUGAACGGCUACAAGAUUUGGAAGCUGAAUCAAUGUUAUCAGAUGAGUUAGAAUCCAAACCAGAGCUCCUGGUACAGUUUGUUCAGAAUACGUCCAUCCCGUUGGGACAGGGGCUAGUAGAAUCAGAAGCUAAAGACAUAACUUGCUUGUCCCUCCUUCCAGUGACUGAGGCCUCAGAAUGCGGUCGGCUAAUGUUACCAGAUGAUACUCCAAAUCACACCAGCUCUUCCAAAGAGGUCCCUUCUUCUGCUGUUCUAAGAAGCCUUCAGGUGAAUGUGGGCCCAGACGGAGAAGAAACGAGGGCUCAGGCAGUACAGAAGUCCCCGGAGUUUUUGACCACUGCAGAGUCUCCUAGCUUGUUGCAAGAUCUACAGCCAAGUGACAGCACUUCUUUUAUUCUCCUUAACCUAACAAGAACAGGUCUGGGCUCAUCUGCCGAGCACUUAGUGUUUGUACAGGAUGAAGCAGAGGAUUCAGGGAAUGAUUUUCUCUCCAGUGAGAGCACGGACAGUAGCAUCCCCUGGUUCCUGCGGGUUCAGGAGUUGGCCCAUGACAGUUUGAUUGCUGCCACUCGUGCACAACUUGCAAAGAAUGCAAAAUCCAGCAGCAAUGGAGAAAAUGUCCACCUUGGUUCUAGUGAUGGGCAACCCAAAGAUUCCGGGCCCCUUCCUCAAGUGGAAAAGAAGCUGAAAUGUACAGUUGAAGGCUGUGAUCGGACAUUUGUGUGGCCAGCUCACUACAAGUACCACCUCAAAACUCAUCGAAAUGACCGCUCCUUCAUCUGCCCUGCAGAAGGUUGUGGGAAAAGCUUCUAUGUGCUGCAGAGGCUGAAGGUGCACAUGAGGACCCACAAUGGGGAGAAGCCCUUUAUGUGCCCUGAGCCUAGCUGUGGUAAGCAGUUCACCACAGCUGGUAACCUGAAGAACCACCUGCGCAUCCACACAGGAGAGAAGCCUUUCCUUUGUGAAGCCCAAGGAUGCGGCCGAUCCUUUGCUGAGUAUUCUAGCCUCCGAAAACACCUGGUGGUUCACUCAGGAGAGAAGCCUCAUCAGUGCCAAGUCUGUGGGAAGACCUUCUCUCAGAGUGGGAGCAGGAACGUGCACAUGAGACGGCAUCACCUGCAGCUGGGGGCAGCUGGCAGUCAAGAGCAGGAGCAAGCUGCUGAGCCACUCAUGGGCAGUAGUUUGCUUGAAGAGGCUUCAGUUCCCAGUAAAAACCUGGUGUCUAUGAAUUCCCAGCCCAGCCUUGGUGGAGAGUCCUUGAACCUACCAAAUACCAAUUCUAUCCUGGGAGUUGAUGAUGAGGUGCUUGCCGAAGGAUCUCCACGUGCCCUGACUUCAGUGCCUGAUGUGACACAUCACUUGGUGACCAUGCAGUCAGGGAGGCAGUCAUACGAGGUGUCUGUCCUGACUGCGGUAAACCCGCAGGAGUUACUAAACCAAGGAGAUUGAACUGAAAGACGGACAUGAAUAUGGGUGCUGGGUCCUGGAAGAGCAGCUCUGAUCCCAGAGUGCGCGCAGUGGGACCCGGAUGCAGUGGCUUGCUGUCUGCCAUAACCAGAAUGGAUCUGUGAAGGCCAACACCACGCUUCUGCCCGUGCUCACCUGCCCUGGCAUGGAAGGUAGACGUAAGCAGGCUUCUCUUCAAACUGCCGUCUGAUCAGACAAGGAGCCAGGUGCUGGCUAUGGGCUGCCUAACUGUAGCUGCCUCUCUUCCUGCUGCAAAAUUGUGGGAUAGACAUCUCCCGGAAGUGCAUUUGAUUGUGUGUGGGCUGAGGCUGCUCCUUGGGACGGCUGAGGGGAGGUUUCCUUUGAAGCGUUUUCAGCCCACACUCAGCUCUGUUUCACAUGGAUGAACUAAGUCCUGCCACCACCCCUGGAGCUUCACCAGGAAGUCGAGCUUUCAAGAUGCCUUGUUGCUUUGAAGAAGGGAGUGAUGUCAGUCUGCUGCCAUUCUCCCUUUAGCAACCUGAGUAAGAGACUCUGCCACUGGGCUGCAAAAAAUAAAUUACUUGAAUCUCCCCUCGGCCCAGGCUAAGUACUGUCUUGCCCUGUGCACCUCUACUUGGUCACUUUGCUUCCUUCGUUUAUGAAACAUUCAGAAGCAUGUUGAGGGUUUUUUUUUAAAGUUAAAAAUCAGUGAUUCAGAGCUUCAGUUUUCCUUUUAAAUAAACAAAACAGCCCAGUGAGUUCUCUGGCUCUUAUUUUUUUAGAAAGGAAAUGUAACAAAUACAGUCCUGAAGGUCGAGCACUGACUGACCCGUAGGAUUCCGUGCA